AUGCUGAAAUGGGCCCCCUGCUUCUUGCACCGUUGGGCAAUAGCCCUUGGGACUCCUCAACCUUCUGCCUGGAAAUCUUCACUUCCCAGGACGGGCCCCAAAACUAUUACAAAGCCCCCCACGCCUCCACAUCUAUCGCUAAAUUUGGAUGACGGGAAGGUUUUUCGCCUCAAAAGCAAUUGGGAACUGGCCCGUGGAUUGCUGGUGUUCCUGCUCUGCUCUUCUCCAAGGCUGGUUCAGAAAGCACCCACGCUUCUUUCCAUCUCCCGACGGAUUUUGGGGCAACGGCUAUGGAGCUCAAUCCUCCGACUCACACUGUAUGGACAGUUUGUAGCCGGCGAAACCCAAGGAGAGAUCAAGGAAACAUUGCAACGGCUGCAGGGUUUGGGGGUACGCCCUCUCCUCGCAGUCCCUAUAGAGGAAGAUGUGGGGCAGGCAAGGGAUGGAGAAGAGUGGUAUGAGAAGAAUACCCACUCCAUGCUGACCUGCCUGGAUUUGUCGGUGGGGGGUGCUACAAAUCCCAUGAUGCAGCUCAAGGUGACCGCAUUAAUGGCAGCUGAGUUGUGCAAAACCAUUACUUUACAUCUACAAGAGCAAAGCGGAAAAUCGGAUCUGAGCUUAGAGAGAGUGGUGUCUGCCAUGAAAGGAGAAGACCUCAAUUUUGGCUGCCUGACCCAAGAAGAGAACCAGCAUUUCCAAAGAUCUUUGCGUCGGCUCAAUUCUGUAGCACGGUACGCUGUGGAAAAAGGAGUGCGUGUUCUGGUGGAUGCAGAAUAUACCUAUGUGAACCCUGCCUUGACACUUGUUACAAUGGCAAUGAUGGCUUCCUGGAACACACAGCAUCCAUGGAUAUGGAACACAUAUCAGGCAUAUCUCAAGGACACACUAGAUCGGUUGACUCGAGAUGUGUCCCUCACUGAACACCUGGGUGUCUGUUUUGGAGUGAAGCUGGUACGGGGUGCGUAUUUGGAGAAGGAGUGGAAUCUGGCAAAGGAAAAGGGGUACCCUGAUCUCGUGCAACCCAACUGGGAGGCUACCAAUGAUAGUUACCAACGCUGUUUAGAUUUCAGUUUGGAUCAAGUGUCUAAAGCCAGAGGGAGCUUUGAGCUGAUUGUGGCGACGCAUAACGAAGCCUCGGUGAUGCAUGCUGUCCAGAGGUCAGGCAGGCUAUGCCAUCUACAAAUCUAUCCCUUAUGGAUCAGUGGAAGAGGUGAUCCCGUACCUGAUCCGCCGUGCUCACGAGAACCAGAGUGUCCUGCAAGGCAUCAGGAAGGAACGCAAUCUGUUACGCUCAGAGCUGCGCAGACGGAUCUUGAGAAGACCUUGAGGAAAUCUAAAUAUCCCCAAAGAAGUGUCCCACUCCCCCCCCCUCCAUCCUGA
Molecule: messenger RNA, 1380 nt
Organism: Anolis sagrei ordinatus
Lineage: Eukaryota; Metazoa; Chordata; Lepidosauria; Squamata; Anolidae
Source: RefSeq, a predicted model, not a curated record